UUUCCUCCCCUUUCGCCUCCAUCGUCGCGAUCAUCGAGUCCUCCGAUCCAAGUUGCCGGCGCCUCUGAGACUUGAGUCUGCCUCAGCCCCCCUGCUCCGUUGUCGACCUCCUCGUGGAUCCUCUUCCCUUUCUUUCUUUCUUUCUUUCUUUCUUGUUCUAUUUAUGCUCGAGUUCCGGAUGCAUCGCUGGUUUCUCGUUGACAAGGGUUUGAUUCAUCUAGUCCCCGCUUCCGUUUACUUCUAUUUUGGUCUCGCCUCUUUAGCCUUUGUCAGAUCUGUCGGUACUAAUUGAUCCUAUGAAACUUGUGAUGGAUGGAUACAUGUUUUCUGGUUCGAUCUUAUGGCUCCAAAGAAAUCUAGGGCAUUAUUAAACUUGACCAUGAUUAGAAGAUGUUGUAUUGAAUGCCACAGAGAAAUGGGAAACAUGAAGAAGUUUCUCUUGGAAACUACUUGCUUGCUGAGUUGAAAAAGAAUAUUUUACCUGUGGAGGUUGAUGGUCCACGUGGGUGGAUAUCUGCAUCAUGCUGCUUUCAAUACUAUGAAAAUAUAUCGAUUUAUACACCUGACAAAUGGGUGCAUCUACCAAAGAUUAUGCAACCAAAAACAGGUCGACAUGCUCCGACGAGUGGAAGUAGCACGGAUGUCGCUCGCAGCCAAAUAGCACUUCCUUUUACGAAGCUGCACGGUUGGGAGGGGGAACGAAGCAAUCGCGUCAACCGCGCAUUGAAGUCGGUUCGAAGGCUCGGCCGUGCUGGGAGCGACGCGUGGAUCAGGUUCACGUUUUAACCGCGCCCCCGGGCACGGCUACGCCACUGUCAACUACCGAACCCCCGUGAAAGGAAAUAGACGCGUGUAGCGAGCGGUCGACAGUAGACCAGGGACCGGGGGGGCAUGCAGAUCACGUGAGGGGCAAAAAACCGAGCGCAGCCCAGGCCGCGUGCUGUGUGUUCUAGUGGAUAUUUUUCUUGUGUUUGUGAAUUUGGUGUCUUGAGAAAACAACUUGGUGGUAUGUCUAUAUAGGAGAGAGCCAACAGCUGGCCCUUGACUUGAGGCGGCGCAGGAUCUUUCGAUAUCUCAUGCGGUCAAAAUGAGCCUCGACUGAAAUCGGACGGCAACUGCACUCUUCUUGUGUGGGAGAGAGGAAUUUGGUUGCCAGCCUGCGUCUGUUGUUUCCUAUGUAGUUGCCAAAUAGGUUCCGUCUGAAUUACCAUUGGGUGACUCGGGGACAUUAGGGGUGGAAGGCGAGGGCUGGCGGAGAUGGCAGUUCAAAAUGCCGAGACGUGCUUCCAGUGGUCGCGGAUGUCGCGCGCCAACUCCCUGACGCCCUCCCCCGCCGUCUUACCUGCCGCGGUCCCGUCCCUCGGCUGCAGAAAGCGGCAGGGUUCGGCUGUCCAUGUCCGCGAUCGCGUCCUCGCCUCGCCCUUCCUUGGGGCCGUCUCUGCCAAGCUGUUUAGGGUCCGUUUGCUGGACAUUCGGAGGAGGCGAGGUGAGAAGCGAGCGCUGCGCCGAGCCUUCAGCGGCAGCCUCCAGCGCUUCGAGGCAGAAGGUGACGACUACCAGGAGGAGAACGAUGAGCUGUUCAUUCAGAAGCCCCAAGAGUUCGCUAUUGAACUCCAACAGCAACGAGGUGGUGGCUAUGAAGAGGGUAUCGAGGAAGCUGCUUUCGUCUCGCCUGCGUCGUCCUCCGAUUCGAGCCCUAGUUCUUUUUCUCUGAGCGUGUCGACGAAGCACGAGCCGUUGCGGCUCCCCGUCUGGCCGGAACCGCCGGACUGGCUCGACCAGAUCGUACCGGCGAUCGUGGAGAAGAACGCGAACAGCGUGGAGCUGCCGCUGUCUCUGCGGAUCAUAAAGCGGAAGAAGCGGUGGGAGGAUGGUUGGUUCCGGGAGGCGAGUGAGUCGGCCUUCUGCUCCGUGAACCGGGCUUUCUCCUCCAUGGUGUUCAUGAUCCGCGAGCUCCAGAGCUACACGCUCCAGAUGCGGGAGUUUAUCUCCAGCGAGGACCUCCAGGGGAUCCUCGCGCGGGUCCAGCGAGAGAUGAACUCUUCCUUCGUCUGGCUCUUCCAGCAGAUCUUCUCCUGCACUCCGACCCUGAUGGUCUCGGUCAUGCUCCUCCUUGCCAACUUCACCGUCUACUCCAUGGGCCACCUCGACGCCGCCGCCAUGGCUGCGCCCAAUCCACCGGCACAGUCACUAGUCGAGACGACAGUCGUGGUGGAAGAUCGUCGUCACCUGAACCAUCACGAUCGCUCCUCCAUCAAGACGUUCUCUUCGAUCGGGAGGACCGCUUCAAUCGGAGGGAGCGGCCCGGGCGGCGGUGGGAAGGCGAAGCCGGUCUCGGGGGCCACGGGCGAUGGGCGGUCGGAUGACGAGCGCUUCUCGUAUCGGACGAGUUUCGCCGACGGCACUUCAACGGCUCCAAGGGUGGUGGACAUCGAGGAGAGUGGAGAAGGAAGAAGGGGUGAUGGCGCGUUGGUGGCGGCGCCGAGGGCGGAAGAGGAGGUGAGGGUUUGGAGAGGAAUACUGGAGGAGGUGUCGAGGUUACAAGCGAGCACGAGGGACGAGGCGCUCAUGGACCAGGAGACGCUGUGGCGGCUCGUGUCGCCCGUCACGGCCGAGCCGGAGCCCGACGACUACUCGGAAUACUUGCGGACCGAGAUUAUGUACCAGCAGACCCUGUCGCAGGACCCGGAGAACGCUCUCCUGGUUGCCAACUUUGCUCAGUUCCUCUACCUGGUGCUCCACGAUCACGACAGGGCGGAAUACUACUUCAAGAGAGCGGCGGGGUUGGAGCCGGCCGACGCGGAGGCAUUGAGUCAGUACGCGAGCUUCCUGUGGCUGGCGAGGAAGGACAUGGCGGCCGCGGAGGAAACCUACUUGCAAGCCAUCGCUGCGGAUCCCAGCAACCCCUUCCACACCGCCAACUACGCCCAUUUCCUGUGGAGCACGGGCGCUGAGGACACCUGCUAUCCUUUGGACACCGACGACGCAUGGCAACAGUGACAUCAACCCAUACCAAGAAACAAACGACGCACUGCUGUCUCGACGUGUAGUGUCUGUGUAUAUAUAUACAUACAGUUUGGCGCAUUGCAUUAAAUAAGCUGAUGAUAUAUAUGUUCAAUAGAUCGAUCAAAUUUUCAUCUCGAUGUAUAGCGAGUGUGUAUAUGUACAUAUAUUUUGGCGCAUUGCAUUAAAUAAGAUGACGAUUUAAUCGAAUGACAAA
Musa acuminata AAA Group (dessert banana) is the source of this 3220-nucleotide messenger RNA. RefSeq lists its product as uncharacterized. Gene Ontology annotation, molecular function: protein binding. The record is from RefSeq and is a predicted model, not a curated record. Lineage: Eukaryota; Viridiplantae; Streptophyta; Magnoliopsida; Zingiberales; Musaceae. The transcript is spliced from 4 exons. The coding region runs from base 1258 to 3000 and encodes 580 amino acids.